This is a messenger RNA of Phacochoerus africanus (Common warthog), 1231 nucleotides long. It is a transcript of the gene BRI3BP, whose product is annotated as BRI3 binding protein. NCBI's taxonomy places the organism in Eukaryota, Metazoa, Chordata, Mammalia, Artiodactyla, Suidae. Gene Ontology annotation, cellular component: mitochondrion. Bases 124 to 855 code for a protein of 243 amino acids. The transcript is spliced from 3 exons. The record is from RefSeq and is a predicted model, not a curated record.
GCGGCAGCAGAGGUGCGGCGCGCGGCUCCGGAGCGCGCCAACGCGGUCCCCGCCGGAGUCGCGGCGUACCUCCGUGUGGCCCUCACCCCUCUCCCCAACUCGAUAUCUCCCACUGGCCUCAGGAUGGGCGCGCGCGUCUCGGGCAGGCCCCGAGCCGGGACUGGGUUCCUGCUGCUGCUGCUGCUGCUGCUCGGGCUGCUGGCCCCGGGGGUGCAGGGAGCGCGGGGCCGCGGCGGCACCGAGAAGAACAGCUACCGCCGCACAGUCAACACCUUCUCACAGAGCGUCAGCAGCCUGUUCGGCGAGGACAACGUGCGCGCCGCUCAGAAGUUCUUGACCAGGCUGACGGAGAGAUUCGUGCUGGGAGUGGAUAUGUUUGUGGAAACCCUGUGGAAAGUCUGGGCAGAGCUCUUGGAGGUUCUUGGACUUGACGUCUCCAACCUGUCCCAGUACUUCAGCCCAAGCUCGGUGGCCAGCAGCCCGGCCCGCGCCCUCCUGCUGGUUGGCGUCGUCCUCCUGGCCUACUGGUUCUUGUCCCUAACCCUGGGCUUCACCUUCAGCAUCCUGCACCUGGUAUUCGGCCGCUUCUUCUGGGUCGUUCGGGUCAUCCUGUUCUCCAUGUCCUGUGUGUACAUCCUGCACAAGUACGAGGGGGAGCCCGAGAACGCCGUGCUGCCCCUGUGCUUCGUCGUGGCCAUCUACUUCAUGACCGGGCCCAUGGGCUUCUACUGGCGCAGCAGCCCCGGUGGCCCCAGUGUGGAGGAGAAGCUGGAGCAGCUGGAGAACCAGGUCAGACUGCUCAACAUCCGCCUCAACCGAGUUCUGGACAGCCUGGACCGCACCAAUGGCAAGUGACAACCAGCCAGCCGGCCGGGUCCCCUCCUCCCAGCGCCCUCUCUCCGGAAACAAAAGAGAAGAAGGAAAAAAAGAACGUCCAACCCCAAACAGUCUUAAUAAAAAUGCCUGAGCAAGAGAGGGGCGCUUUGCGAGGGUAUUUCCGGCCACGGGUCAGACUCUUAGGACCCCUUCCUGGAGGAAGGACAAGAUCAUGGCUGUAGAACUAACCCAGCGAGUGUCAUUAGUGGAGAAAAUAUUUUUUAAACAGAGGAGAUAACCCUAUGAGCUGUACAGGAAGAGAAGUUUAUGGGCGCAUCAAGUACCAAGUUAAUUUUUUUCAAGCGUUUAAAUACAUCUUUUGUAAGGUUUUUUAAUAAAGGCCGAUGGAGUCAGA